This is a messenger RNA of Opisthorchis viverrini, 4926 nucleotides long. RefSeq lists its product as hypothetical. Gene Ontology annotation, biological process: protein phosphorylation. Lineage: Eukaryota; Metazoa; Platyhelminthes; Trematoda; Opisthorchiida; Opisthorchiidae. Gene Ontology annotation, molecular function: protein kinase activity; ATP binding. The record is from RefSeq and is a predicted model, not a curated record. The annotation marks the transcript as partial. The transcript has 26 exons.
UUUCUAUUCGCUUCUCUCUCCUCCAGGUCUCUGUUCUCUCACAGAUGAAUCAUCCAAAUAUUGUGCGCUACUGUGACUCGUUUGAAGAUCUCACCUCCUUAUACAUAGUUAUGGAGUACUGUGACCAAGGUGAUUUGUACCACAAAAUCAAUGCCCAGAAAGGAGUACUCAUGGCAGAGUCACGUGUGCUGGACUAUUUUGUGCAAAUUUGUUUGGGUUUGAAGCAUAUUCACGACCGAAUGAUACUUCACCGGGACAUCAAAACACAAAAUAUUUUCCUUACGUCAGAUGGACGGGUGAAACUGGGCGACUUUGGCAUUGCCAAAGUUUUAAACCAUACUUUAGACCUUGCUCGAACGUGCAUCGGGACGCCGUAUUAUUUGUCACCCGAGAUUUGUGAAAACAAGCCAUACAACCACAAAAGCGAUAUCUGGGCUCUGGGUUGUGUUCUAUAUGAGAUGACAACGUUGAAGCAUGCAACCAAUAUUUUGGUUUGUAGAGACCGUCCGUCUAUUGCUACCAUUUUGAGAAAGCCUUUCCUAACCAAAAGAAUCCAUCGCUUUUUAACAGAAACGCAAGUAGCCGAAGAGUUUAGCCACACGGUUAUUCACAAGCGAAAAGCGAACGUCAAAUCCUCCGUGCCAGGGAGUCCCGUCCCUUUGGGUACACCCGCUGGAUCAGCAUCCAAACGGCCAUCUGUCGCCCUCAGUCCGAAGCCAAACCAACCGAUGGCGAUAAAGAAGACAAAGCCAACUGAAUUUGGGGCUUUGCGGAAUGGAAAAAGACCAACAACUGCUGAUAGCGAAGCGAAUUCGGUUGCCAGUUCAGUGCAAAGCAAUACUGGAUUGGAUAUCAAGAAGCGGAACGAAGAGGCCCUUGCGGAGUUAAACCGUAAACGCCAAAAAGAAAUUGUGGAUAAACAGAAGAUCGAACUUCGAAAUAGGAUCCGGGAACAUGGUUGGCGUAACAUAUUGGACCUCCGACCACCCAGUAGCGAAAAUGCCAGUGGACCGCCAAGCGAAAACCAAAGUGACAGACCACUUGCGGACAAGAAUGAAUCAAUGGCUCAAAAUUACAAACCAAACGGUCCAUUUGUGUGUCACGCUGAGCCUGUCAACACGCCCAUUCCAGCAGCAGUCAGCCGCCCGUCUUGCGUGCUGGUAGUUGCUGAUGCCUAUGCAAAGUACCGUGCAGAACUGGACCGAAUGAAGCAUGAGGCGGAACAGAGAGCUCAGGCGUUUGUUCAUAACGAACCGUUGUGUAAACCAAACGGUAAACCUGUAUUCAUGGCUCCAAAACCUGCUGUGGAAAAUUGCGGCCCGUUAAAACAGCCAGUACCUGAAGUCUUAGAACCAAAGAUCCCUCCAGCUGUUGACCGUCGACCACUGCAUCUUCAGCAGCAGAACAACUGUUUGGAUUUAAAACCUAAAGAUCCAGGCAAGUAUACAUACCGUACCAGUUUCGUCGAUCGAGUGCAGGAAGACCGGAAGAAAGACAAACAUCCAUUCAUUCGUCAAGUUGAUAUGAUUGCAGGCAAACAAACGUUUCUCCCUGGCUUCUUCCCUGCUCCGGUACCGGGACUUGGAGCGGCUCGUCGUGCACAGCUUGUGGAAGAAUUCCUCAUGGUCCGCCGUGAAGCAGCUAGAAACAAAGCGCGUGGUGGUGGCUAUUUGAUGGGCGUGGCUGCGGCUUUGGGAGCCUCCCCGCGCUAUGCCGAAUACGAUCGAGGCAAGUAUGGAUCAUCCAGUUUCGGGUUGUCUUAUUCUGUUCAGUGUAUUUUUCGAAACCCCUUGGUAUUGGAGGCCUUAUAUGAUCAGCUGACCAACGUGAUUCCUCAUUAUUUUCUGCAGCUCAAUGUUUUAGAGGAAAGAAGACGGAAAGUUGAAGAAGUGAAAAAUCAGGCGGAAAGUCGAGCUAAAAUGCUCCAAGACCAUUUAGAACAGAGACGAAGACAAAUGUGUGCUUCUGAUGUAGAAAAAGAGACAGAACUUUGUUCCAAUAACCAAGACAAUGCCAAUAAAGAGUCUUCAGUGAAAUCUGGUGUACAAGCUCCCGUGGCUCCGUCUAUUAGCAUGGUGCUGAAGAUUCUUGAGCCACCGAGCCCACACGUCUCACCAGUACCACCGACACCAUUUCAAAAGGCACCGCCACGUCAAACCUGUCUAAGCAACUCAACCCAACAAACUGAACAAGGACCACAGAAGAAGCAACAAUCAACAAAGACCGAAGAAACCAUGGAAUUAAACUCGAUGCAUGCGGAUGAUAGUGAGAGUAUAACCACCUCUGCGGAUAGCAUCAUGUUACAAAGGGGGUCUUCAGUGAAAUCUGGUGUACAAGCUCCCGUGGCUCCGUCUAUUAGCAUGGUGCUGAAGAUUCUUGAGCCACCGAGCCCACACGUCUCACCAGUACCACCGACACCAUUUCAAAAGGCACCGCCACGUCAAACCUGUCUAAGCAACUCAACCCAACAAACUGAACAAGGACCACAGAAGAAGCAACAAUCAACAAAGACCGAAGAAACCAUGGAAUUAAACUCGAUGCAUGCGGAUGAUAGUGAGAGUAUAACCACCUCUGCGGAUAGCAUCAUGUUACAAAGGGGCAUUGACAUACGUAAAACAAAGAGAAACAUUCUCCGCCGACUGAAUGCUCGAUCUGCAGAUUCAAGGCGCCACUGGAAUUGGGAGCAUGAUCCAGUAUCACAGCUAAAAUGUGGAGCUGAUGAUCAAAGCUCGUGCAACUUGAUACCACAAUCAUGUAUCGAACCAAAUUCAAAUAAUUCACCAACUGAUAUCAAAUCAGCUGCUAUCGCGAGUUUGGCUGAAACAAAAAGACCUGAUGGGGUGGGAAAUGCUUGCCUGGAUCCGACUGCCCGCGCGCACUGGGCCAAUCAGGGAACAACUAUUGUACGGAAGCUCAGUGAAGCGACUGUCACUCCUGCUAUCUGUGAGGGCACAGGGAAAGUGGGUGGCAUUGCUUUUGAGGCCGAACUCGACUUGAGUGCGUCUGAGAACCCACUAACAUUGGCUCCGAGGCUGAACAAAGAACCUUCAAAAUGUGCCUGGUUUUUGUCAGCCGAAGAAGUUGGUUCCAUUCAAACCCAGCCUGGAAAUGACAUGACACCGGGACCGAGUGGCCCCGGUGGGCCGAAUGUCAACCUGUCGUCAUCCAGUAUUCCAUCCACAAAUACGUCGCCUAGUCGUACACUCAUCCCAAACUGCAAAGAAGUGGUAGAAAAUCCAACGUUGGUUAGGAUGGACACAUAUAAUGUCGAAAUUCCACAAAUAGUUAAACCAACAUCCAGUUCUACCCAAGUCUGUCUGUUUCAAAAGGUUGAUUUUUUGGACGACACCACUUACAAGAACGCAACCCUGUCGCGCACAUCGGAUGCCUUGGCAUGUGAGGUACAUGAUUUGGAACCAGUUCCUGCGCAACUGCGUAAUGAAGACAGUGGCCACACAAUGAGGCGAGAACAAACAGAUCCAGUGCAAAGCACGGGACCGUUGCCUGAGCUCAGUCAACUGAUCGGGGAGCUGAAACAAAGACUGCUAUCGGGUAGCAGCACAGAUCACUCCAAAAAGGAUGAAGGUGCACUAAAUGGAUACACGGAAGAGGUAACCAGAGUGCUCAGCUCCGCCCAGAGAGUUUCGGAGAAUGUCAACCAAUCAGCGCUAGAUCGGAACACUUACAAGCUGAAUUAUUCGGACGAAGGCAACAUUAUACAACGGACCAAUAAUCAAACUGAGUGGCAAUUCAGAAAUCCCACCCUACAGUCCUCGGUGGUAUUUUCGAGCAAUCCCACUGCCACAUCAGGGGGAAAAGAACCCAUUUUCGCUUCCCGGCUACUUUGUUCAUCCAAACGGGCCUGCUGGUCCACAGAAUCCAUAAGUAUUUGUGGAACGGAUACAUAUCAAGCUCCCGAUAAAGGGUCGUGGUUGCGUGUACCGGACUGUGGCAGCCUUUCAAGGCGUUCUGCUUCUGUGGAUUCUCAAGUGGGGAUAUCGUACUGCGGAACGUCAACACGGAGAACAGCGGAUGUGUCGGAAACGGUCAGAAUUAGUGCUUAUGAGCACCGGAAUCAAUUAGGGGAUGCACUGCAGAGUGAGAUCAAGGUAUCCGUAGAUGAUUUGCGGGAUGAAAGCGAUGAAUUUACGGACAAUGAGCAUGCUACGGAUGAUGAAUUCAGCGAGGAAUUGGAGGAGGACAGCGAAGAAGAGCAUCAGGCUAAGGAUCACCGGUCCGUACAAAAGAACCGGCUGGCACGACUCACUGAAGUGGAUGAAGAGUUUGGUGUGUCUGAUUACGACUGUGAUUCAGAUAUUGACGAGGACACAGUCGAAGAAUAUGAAGAUGGCGACAGACAGAAGGAUGAGGGAAGAAGGAAAACACCGGAACCUAAUUGUUUUGAUGACGAGGAGAACGAAAACGCCAACAUGUCAAGUGACACCAGAUUUCUACGCCUGGAGCGGAUGCGAGCAGACCUCGAGCGAGAGCUUGGUAUAGAGCAGCUUCUACGCGCCUAUAAUAUUAUCCAGGCUUUGCAAGAGGAUGAAGAUGAGGAUAUCACGGCUAGCGAAAAGGCAGUGAGCAAUGUUCUUGGUGAAACCAAAGCUGCAGCUUAUUACGAUCGCAUUCUUCAGCUGGUUUUGGCGGAUGGUGCUUACAUGGAUGUGGCACUCGUGCAUCCAAGCUAUUGCGUUCAACGCAAAGCUCUCUUCCCAACCCCCAUACUUGAGAGUCCACUGACAGACCUGGACAUACGCACCAAUUUAUCAGCUCCCGUCUCCAAUGCGCAGCUACCUAGCGCACCUCCCCAAAUCAUCGGUGAACGGUGGCAGCUACAACCACUGUACAACAAGUACCCGGUUCUCACAGCUGAUAAUGACCAUGAUGAUGACAUCUCGGGAUCCAGACUAUGGGUUUCGGAGU